Molecule: messenger RNA, 3287 nt
Organism: Leptidea sinapis
Lineage: Eukaryota; Metazoa; Arthropoda; Insecta; Lepidoptera; Pieridae
Product: transmembrane protein 134
Exons: 2
Coding region: 129-623 (164 amino acids)
Source: RefSeq, a predicted model, not a curated record
UUCACAUUUUGUAUAGUGUAAAGUGUAAUCUUAAAAUUAUCGCGAUUCAAUCGUACCUAUUCCAAAGGUACAAAAUUGUAAUGUUUUAACUUUUAAGUACAUAUUCAAUAAUAUACCAGGCAGCUACCAUGACUAAAUCUUUUGGCAACAGCGAGAAGCGAUUUUCAAUUGACGAUGCAUUCGAAGAAGAGACGGAUGAAGCCAUCAAAGUUUACGGUGCAACGGGCGAUAGACCUCAAUUUCAAAACAAAUUCAAGAACGGAGGCGAUUAUAUUGCUAGUAAAACAUACAAAUGCACAGAGGAUACCGCAUCCAGAGACUCAGAUUCACUGAUACAUGAAUAUGUAGAGGCUACACAAUCCGUCUACUGUUGGAAUCAUCCCAAAGUAAGAGAAAAUUGGAAAACUGUGUGUGCAGCUGUCAUCCUCCUUGUAGUAGGAGUUGGCCUGUUGGGGAUGGGUGCCUUUGCUGUCGCCGAGCCAGAGAAAAGUCUGCAAGGUGCAGUGUUCUUUGUUGCGGGAAUGAUUUGCUUCGUACCUGGUGCAUACCAUGUUGUUUACAUUUGGCUGGCUGCUCGUGGACAGAGAGGUUACGACUUCUACCACCUGCCUCUAUUCACCUGAACGGUUAAUGGAGAUGUAGAAAUCUAAAUUGUGAAGUGUAUUCCAGGUAUGACUGAUUUUGUGAUGUGCUCUCUACAGUUUUACAGUUUUUUUUAAUUUAAUUUAAGGCAUCUAUUCGUUUUUUCAGUCAUACAAAAACAGCCGAAAGUUUAUUGUAUUUUCAUUUGUAUGAAAAUCAUUAUAAAUGUUGAAAGAACUUGUGAUGGUUAACAAGAAUUGUGCUGCAAACCUUGUUUAGUAGUUACUAAAUAUUACCCAUGCAACAUUAUUAAUAAUUGGGUGUGCCUCAAUCUCAAUUACUAAAAGAGGUAAUCAAAUGAGUCAAUUUUAUCAUCUUGAUUAUGGUGGUUUGUCAUAUUAAUAUAAUUUAGUUCCUCUCAUAAUAUUUUGUGUUUUGAUUUUGCUUAAGGGAAAAUGCUGGAAUUAAUUUAAUUAAAGUAAAUUAUUGUAUUGUCCAUCAGCCCAUAGAAUAUUAUCGUAAUAUUAGUUUGAAUCUUGUUGUGUUUAGUGUAAAUCAUAUUUUCAUAAAUCUGAAUUUUUAAGAGCAACAUGGACCACCUUGUUCCAGUGAGUUAGACAAAAUUAGCCCAUUUUAAAAACUAGUAAUGGAUAAAUAAGUUAACUUGUCUUAUUAUAAUUGUUAUCACAGAAAAUAUUCACAUUGGAGUCUAACACAAUAAGAAUACUCUCUAGUACUGUAAAACACACGUACCCUCUUAUUCAUAAUAGUCUGCUAACUUAAAGCAUUGCUAAUUCUCACUCUGUUUUCUUCUAUUGACCUAAGUCAGAAUGAGAAAAAACACUCCUAAGCGGCUGUUUAAAGUCUGCGGACCAUUAAUUAAAGCGGGUUAAUAUUUAAAGUCAAUGUGCUGAAAAAGCUUAAUAAAUGCAAUGAAGUUACUCAGGACAAUCUAAUAUAAUUCUUUGUGUAAAUUGUAAAACAAUAUCGGUGUGACACAAGUUGAACCUAGCGUGAUUCAUUGGGAUAGUGUGAAAACAGUACUAAUUGGACCGUUAUAGAAAAUAUUUUAAACCUAAUUCCCGAACAUUCGAGAUAGUUCGUAUCGACAGUCGUACAGCCAUGCCUGUACACAGCUUGUCGUGUAGUUGCGUCGCUUCCUUACGCUGUUAUGACACAUAAACACUGACCUGUACCUGUUCUGACCACUGGACCUGUUCCACAUGUUUGACAGCUAAUUUUGUGCCUAUUUGAAGCGCCACUCGCGAGCGUCCAGAGAACUGAUUUUGACGUAUAAUACAAAUGGCUGCGAAGGAACGUACAAUGCUGUGAAGUAUUUUUACAUUUUGAAUUAAUUUAGUGCGUUUUCCGUGUUAUUUAUAAUUCAAGAAUCAAUGUAGGUACUAAAGUAUACAAUUUUUUUUUGUAAAUAGUUUCCCACCAUCUAUGUUGUCCACUAGUUUUAGUACCGCAGACUCUCGCUACAUGGCCAACAGCGCCAAAAUGGCGAAUAUCAAACAGGCACAAAAGCACUUUGACAACCGCCAGUCCAGUGGUAUAUAGUAGAGGUGAGUGCACAUAACGUAUUGUUGUUUUUUUUUGUGUGGGAGUCUGACAAAGUGUGCGCGAGGCAAUCCCCCCCCCCCCCCCCCUGUUUUAUACGAUGAAAAAAAAACGUUAUGUGUACUCCCGCCCCUACCGCCGGUGGCCCAUUUUGCUCUAUAUUUACGAUCAUUCAUUAAACAUAUUUAACUUAGGUAACCAUAGUAUUUACUGAUCUGAUAUUCAAUGUAGCUGUAUAGAAAAACAUUAAUUAAAUAAUAUGAAAUUAUAUUGAAAAAACUUGGUAAUUACUAUGUAAAUCAAUCAAUACAUUCACCAAAGUUAUAAAUUAAUAUGGUGUUAUGGAAAAAGAGUAUUUAUUACUUUUUGUUGGUACAUCGUAAACUUAUUAAUAAUAUAUUGUAUAUAAAUAUAUACAAUAACUUAUGAAAGGUCUAGUUCAAGAAAUAACAAAUAUAUAAGUGCUAAGGACUUUCCUUAAAAAAAUAUCUUCUUUUUUCUGCUUCCAAUAUCGAGUCUGCUGAUAGAUCGGUUUGUGAUUAUUUAUUAUGGUAAUCGAAAUAUUACAAGAUUUAAAUCAGUCGAGUAUUAUUGAUUGCCAACUACAUUAAAUGCUUUAGUCGUUUAAAACCAAUGUGAUUAUGUAGGUAUCUAGUGUUCCAGAUAAUGUUAGUUGACGAAAUUAUGGAGAAUAUUGCAUACAAAAGAACAGUAGGCAGCAGAAAAGUAAAUUUAUAGGGCCAUGGUUGUAUAGUGUUUCAACCUAUUUUGAAAGCAUGCCCUUGAAAUAACCUUGUACAUAAUAUACAGUUCUAAAUAUAUACUGAAGCCUUUAUCUUACUUCUUUGAAGACUUACUAAUGUAAAGACUAUUUUAUUAUUUUAUUAUUGUAUCAAAUCUAAUAUGAUGUUAUGGAUGAUAUUGUAAUUAUUAUCAACACCACUCAAGUGUGAUAACCCAGUUGUUGUGUAUCCAAAUCAUUUUUUUUAUAUUAAUGAAUUCACUAUAAUUUAUCAAAAUUGUAAAUAUGUAAUUUUUUUAUGAUUUCUCUAUUAUCAUUGUAAUGAAGUUUGUAAAUUUCAUUAUUAUACUUUAUUUAAACAUGUAAAUAUUAAUGUAAUAAAUAUAAAUUAUCUAUAAAA